AUGACUCUGUCACCUCAAAUCCUCACACCGGUGUCUGACCGGUCACACGAACCCCCAUCCCUCACCAUAGGCUCAGACGGUGAUUCCCAACCGGUAUCCCUCCUCACAGCUCUCAUCCAGUCAUCUGACAAAAAGCCGUCCGCUUCGACCCAAUCGUCCGCCCCUUCCACUGCGUUCUCCAGCCCUCGUGGCCCAAACCAUGGUAUACUGCAACAGUCAAACCCAGCCAUCCUUCGACGCGAUAGCAACGAUCAAGUCGGACUUGGCUUGGGCGGUGUAGAAACACUCAAAAGUCGCUUAGAAAAAGUGGAAGAAAAGAGAGAGCGGAUUGGAUGGGCGGAUGCAGUUGAUCAACCGCAACCUACAUCUACAUCCCCCGAGAGCGAUGACGAAGGGUACCAAGAAGACUCGGAAGAAGGGUUCGACUCUGACAAUUCCCAAGACUCCCAAAUCGACCCACGAUACCCCUUUGCCCGACCUACCAAUUUUGACCGCCCGCGAUUCAUCGGAGCGACCCAACUGCCAUCAAAGACUCCAGCGCCAGCUCUACUACCGCCACCUGCUCGCCGGGGUAGAGGCCAUAUCAAGGUAGACGAAACAGCCCACGACAAAACUUGCUCCCGUCAUCGCAGUCCUCCGCCUGCCCGAUCACGCUCAUCCAGCGCACACAAAAGCUCUGGCCGACUAUCCGAUGCCGGACCUCGCGACGGACGCGCCGGUAGCCCAAUGCCUGAUCCAAUACCCAGCGAUGAAGAGGAAGACGAGGAAGAAAUGCACAUCCCCGCUGGAGGCUGGCGCAGCGACGACGCGGUAUUCUACGGACCAAACGCUCAACACGUCAGACCGAUCCGACGUCGUCCACGUCGCCAUAGCUCGGCGCUGAGACCAUCGGUAUUUGUGGAUUCCGAUGAUGAAACGCAACCCAGCGGCGGGAUCGGCGAUUUUCUGCGGCGUGCUUCGGAACACAUACCUGGUUUCAGGCGUCCCUCUUCUGGUCUAAAUCGUGUAAGCUCAGGUGCCAGCGAAUCUGGCUAUCCCCAUUCAAUUCCCCAAGCGGCGUGUCCGCCGGCUUUGGACAAUACACCUGCCAUGGCCCAACAACCCUUCACAAACGAUGCCACCGGUGGUCUCGCGCACCGUUUAGAAACCGCAUUAUCGUCCUCACCGGCGUCUGCUGCUGUCUCUAGAGUAGCAUCGGUGAAUAUGCGACAGGAAAUGGUUCCUGCCGGACCAGUCACUGCUCAGCCAAUACCGAGAGUCCACGACGGCGAGCAACUAGGAUGGACCGAAGAAGCAUUAUUAGAGAUUCGAAAGUCGAGAAAGGAUAAUGGUGUAUAA
Molecule: messenger RNA, 1338 nt
Organism: Kwoniella shivajii
Lineage: Eukaryota; Fungi; Basidiomycota; Tremellomycetes; Tremellales; Cryptococcaceae
Exons: 2
Coding region: 1-1338 (445 amino acids)
Source: RefSeq, a predicted model, not a curated record